AGCCGUGCAGAGGGGCGGUGGGGGACUGGGGGACUGGGCGACUGGGGUACGAGGGGGGGCGGGAGCGCUGCCCCCAUGGGAACGGAGUUGGAAUGGUGCCUGAUGCUGUGCUUGGCUCUGUCCGGGGUGGUGGCGGACCCAGCGGAAAGGCAGUUGCGGGCAGUGGAUGUGGUCCUAGACUGCUUCCUGGUGGAGGAAGGUAGGCAGCUUGGAGGUCUUGCCAGCAGUAGGAACAUGGUGAAGGCCUUGCUCGUGCUGAGGCAGGUACCAGUGCUGGAUGACGGCUCCCUAGAAGGCCUCACCGACUUCCAAGGGGGCACGCUGGCUAAAGACAACCCACCUGUUACCUUCGAGGCCUCAGUGAACUUGGUACGGAUUCCCCAGGCCGAGGCCUUGCUCCAUGCUGACUGCAAUGGGAAGGAGGUGACUUGUGAGAUCUCCCACUAUUUUCUCCAGGCCGCUGAGAACGCAGCUUGGUUCAUCACCAACGUGCAGGUAUCUGGAGGGGGACCUAGUGUCUCCAUGGUGAUGAAGACUCCCAGGGAUGCGGAGAGUGGGGCUGUCUUGCACCCCACACUAAACCUGCCCUUGAGCCCCCAGGGGAUGAUACAAGCUGCAGUGGAACUCCAAGUGACAACACAGACCCCCUCCCUGAACGUCCUGCUGGGGUCCUCAGCCUCCCUGCCCUGUGGCUUCUCCAUGGCACCGGGCUUGGACCUGACCCGUGUGGAGUGGCGGCUGCAUCAUAAGGGCAACGGUGAGCUGGUGUACAGCUGGACCAGGGGGCAGCGGCAGGCCAAGCGGAAGGGCACUGCGCUGCAGCCUGAGCAGCUACUUGUGGCCGGGGAUGCCUCCCUUGCCCUGCCUAGCCUCACCCUGAAGGACGAGGGGACCUACAUUUGUCAGAUCACCACCUCUCUGUACCAAGCUCAACAAAUCAUCCAGGUCCACGUCCAAGCUUCCCCCAAAGUAGGACUCAGCUUGGAGAACAAAACUCUGCCAGCCACCCUCAUCUGCAGCAUCACUGGCUACUAUCCUCUGGACAUAACUGUGACAUGGAGCCGAGAGGAGCCAGGCGGAGCCCCGGUCCCAGUCUCUGGCGCCUCCUUCUCCAGCCUCCGGCAAAGCGCAGCGGGCACCUACAGCAUUUCCUCCUUCCUGACCGUAGAACCUGACCCUGCAGGCACCACUUACACCUGCCAGGUCACCCACAGCUCCCUGGAGCAGCCCCUGGGGGCCAGCACCCAGAUCCUCCCACCAGAGCAGAAAACAGCCUUUGGAGUCCUUUUGGCCAGCAGCCUCUUCCUUCUUGCACUGCUGUUCCUGGUGCUUCAGAGACGGCAAGCUACCUCACCAAGAUCUGCCAAGACUCUGAGGCCCUCUGGGUAACCACCCGCCUGCCUCAGAGCAAAGGGAAUAGUAGUCACAUUGUCCAGAAGGACUCCAGCCCAAGUCUCAGAGCUCAAAAAGGCCCCAAGAAAGGCAUGAAGAAGGCACAGAUCCUGGGGACCCUGGCUCUGUGUGGGUCUCUGCCUUCCUUCCUUGUGUCCCUGGGCUGAACACCAAGGGAGAAAACGUGAAGAGGUGAGAGGGUGGUAGAAAGCAGAAUGUCUGGGUAGGAGGUUAAAAAAUGAGCCUACGGUAGAAAAGAAAAAGGGAAAACACUAAGAAAGGAGUAAGUGGGCAAGUCAUGAUCUCAUGGUUCAUGAGAUGGAGACCUGCAUGGGGCUCCAUGCUCAGUGGGGGUCUGCUUGAAGAUUCUCUCCCUCUGCCCCUCCCCCCGACUCAUGCUCUCAUUCCCUCUCUAAAAUAAAUAAAUCUUUUUUUAAAAAAAGGAGUGAGUGGGGGGGACAGUGGGUCAAAGGGGUGUGGCAGUUGGGCCAUAACACACAAGCAUUUGAACUCUGUCCAAAUAAAAGCCUCUUGUGUCCUCAGAAA
Molecule: messenger RNA, 1938 nt
Organism: Lutra lutra (Eurasian river otter)
Lineage: Eukaryota; Metazoa; Chordata; Mammalia; Carnivora; Mustelidae
Gene: TAPBPL
Product: TAP binding protein like
Exons: 7
Coding region: 76-1389 (437 amino acids)
Source: RefSeq, a predicted model, not a curated record